GGCCCGGCGCCCGCGGCCGGCAGACACGGAGCGGCGAGCGGGGCGCAGCGACGCCGCGGCGGCGCGGCGGGGCCGCGGGGCUCGGAAGAUGAAGUCCUCGGUACAUUCUGAAGAGGAUGAUUUUGUCCCAGAAUUACAUCGAAACAUUCACCCUCGAGAGCGGCCUGAUUGGGAAGAAACACUUAGUGCCAUGGCGAGAGGAGCGGACGUGCCAGAGAUUCCAGGAGACCUUUCUCUGAAGACAUGCAGCACCACUGCCAGCAUGAAGGUCAAACAUGUGAAAAAGUUACCGUUCACCAAAGGUCAUUUUCCGAAGAUGGCUGAGUGUGCACAUUUCCAUUAUGAGAACGUGGAAUUCGGCAGUAUCCAGCUGUCGCUUUCAGAGGAGCAGAAUGAAGUAAUGAAGAAUGGCUGUGACUCUAAAGAGCUGGUCUACCUCGUGCACAUCGCUUGUCAGGGCAAAAGUUGGAUUGUUAAAAGAAGUUACGAAGAUUUCCGGGUACUUGAUAAACAUCUCCAUCUAUGUAUUUAUGACCGAAGAUUCUCCCAGCUCUCCGAGCUCCCCCGUUCUGACGCCCUGAGGGACAGUCCAGAGUCAGUCACUCAGAUGCUUAUGGCUUACCUGUCCCGCCUUUCAGCUAUUGCUGGCAACAAGAUCAACUGUGGACCUGCUCUCACUUGGAUGGAGAUUGAUAAUAAGGGCAAUCACCUUCUGGUUCAUGAGGAGUCGUCCAUCAACACUCCUGCCGUGGGUGCUGCUCAUGUCAUCAAGAGGUAUACUGCCCGGGCCCCGGACGAGCUGAACUUAGAGGUGGGAGACAUCGUGUCUGUCAUCGACAUGCCCCCCAAGGUGCUCAGCACGUGGUGGAGAGGCAAGCACGGAUUCCAGGUUGGACUCUUCCCCGGACACUGUGUUGAAUUAAUCAACCAGAAAGUUCCCCAGUCAGUGACCAACUCGGUGCCCAAACCUGUGUCUAAGAAGCACGGCAAGCUCAUCACCUUCCUACGCACCUUCAUGAAGUCUCGUCCAACGAAACAGAAGCUGAAGCAGCGGGGGAUCUUGAAAGAGAGAGUAUUUGGCUGUGACCUGGGGGAGCACCUCCUGAAUUCUGGGUUCGAAGUACCCCAGGUGCUUCAAAGCUGCACGGCUUUCAUCGAGAGAUAUGGCAUCGUGGAUGGGAUAUAUCGUCUUUCUGGGGUCGCCUCCAAUAUCCAGAGACUCCGCCAUGAAUUUGACUCUGAGCACGUUCCCGACCUGACGAAAGAGCCCUACGUGCAAGACAUCCACUCAGUGGGCUCCCUCUGCAAGCUGUAUUUCCGGGAGCUGCCCAAUCCUCUGCUCACCUACCAGCUGUAUGAGAAGUUCUCAGAUGCCGUUUCUGCAGCGACAGAUGAAGAGAGGCUGAUAAAAAUCCACGAUGUCAUCCAGCAGCUGCCCCCACCUCACUACAGAACACUGGAGUUCCUAAUGAGACACUUGUCUCUUCUAGCUGAUUAUUGCUCCAUCACAAAUAUGCAUGCCAAAAACCUCGCCAUUGUCUGGGCUCCAAACCUGCUCAGAUCAAAGCAGAUAGAAUCCGCCUGCUUCAGUGGGACGGCAGCAUUCAUGGAAGUCCGAAUACAGUCUGUGGUGGUCGAAUUCAUCCUCAAUCACGUGGACGUGCUCUUCAGUGGGAAGAUCAGCGCUGUCAUCCAGGAGGGAGCAGCUGCUCUAUCAAGACCCAAGUCUCUGCUGGUUUCCUCUCCGUCUACCAAGCUGCUCACACUGGAGGAAGCCCAGGCACGGACACAAGCGCAGGUCAAUUCUCCGAUGGUGACGGAGAACAAGUACAUCGAAGUGGGAGAGGGUCCCGCCGCACUUCAGGGGAAAUUUCAUACCAUCAUCGAGUUCCCACUGGAAAGGAGGAGACCUCAGAACAAGAUGAAGAAAUCUCCGGUGGGCAGCUGGCGGUCCUUCUUCAACCUGGGGAAAUCGUCCUCUGUGUCCAAGCGGAAGCUCCAGCGCAACGAGAGCGAGCCCUCCGAGAUGAAGGCCAUGGCUCUGAAAGGAGGCAGAGCAGAAGGAACCCUCCGCUCGGCGAAAAGCGAAGAGUCGCUCACUUCUCUCCAUGCCGUCGAUGGUGACUCCAAGCUCUUCCGGCCCAGAAGGCCCCGGUCCAGCAGCGACGCGCUGAGCGCCUCCUUCAAUGGGGACAUGCUGGGCAACCGCUGUAACUCCUACGACAACCUGCCCCGGGACCACGAGAGCGAGGAGGAAGUGGGGCUGCUCCACAUCCCCGCACUCAUAUCUCCUCACUCGGCGGACGACGUGGACCUGAGCCCCCCCGACAUCGGCGUUGCCAGCCUGGAUUUUGACCCCAUGUCGUUUCAGUGUAGCCCCCCCAAGGCCGACACCGAGUGCCUGGAGAGCGGCGCCUCCUUCUUAGACUCGCUUGGAUACUCCAAGGAGGAGGCGCCCGGCAGCGAGAGGAGGGAGGCGGAGGCGGGCGGCGGGCAGAGCCAGACCCCGGGCAGCGCGGGCAGCUCCGAGCCCGUCUCCCCGCUGCAGGAGAAGCUGAGUCCCUUCUUCACCCUGGACCUGAGUCCCCCCGAGGAGAGGUCCUCGAAGCCCUCCACCUUCACGGAGAAGGUGGUCUAUGCUCUCUCCCCCAAGAUCGGCCGGAAGCUGAGCAAGUCCCCGUCGCUGAACAUCUCGGAGCCCAUCUCAGUCACCCUGCCCCCGCGGGUGUCGGAAGUCCUGGGGACCCCCUUGAAUAGCGCCGCCCAGUGCGCCUCGGUAACGCCCUGGAACAGAAGCGUCGACGACGACGAGAGCGACGGCGCCAACAGAUCCUCCACCCAGGCAGGCCCCGCGAGAGCCAAGGAGAGCGAGACCCCGGCCGCCCGCGACGGGGGAGCUCAGGCCCUGGACCCGGGGGUGGUGGCGGCGGUCGCCGAGCCUGCAGCACCCGAGCUGCCGGGGACGGAGGAGCCACCAGUGGCCAACACUCAGGGUCAGGCUGGACUUUCUGGAGAGACUCAGACAGGAGCAGUUGCCCAUGACCCCCCUCAGGAUCCCGUUCCCGUCAGUUCAGCCUCCAUUAUCCCGCCGCCGCCGCCUCCGAAAAACGCAGCGCGCCUGUUGGCGUUAGCGUUAGCCGAGUCGGCGCAGCAAGCUUCCACUCAGACCCUGAGGAGACCCGGGGCUGCCCCAGCCGCCCCCCCAGACUGCGGGGCCGUGGCGGCGGCGAGCACCGAGGACCGAGCGGCCGGCUGCUACCCUAGCGGGGCGCUCGAUAAAGCCUAUUUCCAGCCGGAGUGGCCGGGGGAGCAGCCGCGCCUCCACGACGGUGGGGCCGGGCUCGGUGACCCGCCCGGGCCGGACGCAGCGCCCCCCGCGGGGGACCACGACGCCCACUGCCAAGCCCAGGAGUCUGGGGAGCCCCUCCAGCAGCAGGCCGACCCUCCGGGAGGUCAGCCCCCUCGCGCCGCCGCCUCCGAGGAGCCAGACAAGCCCCGGGUCGCCCCCGUGGCCUCGCCGGAGUCGCGCUGUGAGGAUCUCCUGAGCUUCCCCGAGGAGCAGCCCGAGAAGAGGCAGCACAGCGUCUCCUUCCUGGACCCGGCCCCGUCCCAGCUGCACUUCUACAACGCCGACCAGCCCCCCGCCGCCGUCCUGGGCCCCGGCGGGGAGACCGCGGCCCACCACCCUCCGGAACUGCUGGGCAAAGCUCUGGCACCUUCGGGUUUCCCGCGGGACAGACUCCACCUGCCCUCCGGGUCCCCCGACGAGCACCCUGGCACGGCGGCCACCGCCACCCUGGGUUACCUGGCAGCCGUGGAAGCGGCCACCUGGGACGCCGUGGAGCCCCCGAUGGCCGCAGAGGUCACCUCUGCGGCCACCCUCCCGCGUUCGCACAGGACUAACCGCCCCCUGCCCCCGCCUCCUUCCCAGCACCCGCGGGUGGGGCAGGGGCCAGCAGGCGGCAGCGUGGGGCUGGCCGCCCCCCACAAGGUGGCAGGACCGGCCCCCGCCCCCGAGAGGCCGCCGGAGCCCAGAGCCCCGGCCGACCCGGGCCUGGCCCUGCCCGGCGAGGUGGCCGCCGCGCCGCAGGGCCCCGUGCCCGCCCAGCCGGGCCUCCCGGAGAAGGUGCGGGAGAGCACCAGGGCCCCCGCGCUGCAGCUGCGGGCCGAGUCGGUGCCCGUGUACUCGCCCUGCGGCUUCUCGGCGCCCGUGCCGCCCACCCGGACGCUGGAGAGCAAGAUCGCCGCGGCCCUGCACGCGGGCGCCGUCGUGGCCGGCCUGGACCUGCCCGGCGGCGCCGCCUCCGCCUACCGCCCCUUGGCCGCCGCCUGCCUGGCCCCGGCCCCGCUGGACGACGGCCUCCCGCUGCCCCUCCCGCUGCCGCAGCCCAGGCCCGCGCCCCUCAAGGCGCCCUUCGCCGCCCUCGGCCGCCCCGACUUCCCCGCCGAGCCCCUGGGCCCCGAGGGCUGCGCGCACUUCGCCCUGGCGCCCGGCUGCCAGUUCCGCGCCCAGAGCGUCCCCCCGCACCCCGGCAAGCUGCUGGACCCGCACCCCGCCUACGGGGCCAGGUCCGAGCCGCCGGCCCCCGUCGCCCCCGUCGCGGGGCCCCACUACGGCACCUACGCGGGCCCCGGCCGGAGCAGCGCGGCCGGGCUGCACGCGAAACCCUGCGGCGGGGGCGGCCGCGUGGACUACGGCCCCUCGCUGGGCGCCUCCCUGCGCGGCCCCUGCUACCCCGAGGACGCGCCCCCCUACCCCACCAUCCGGAGGGUGCAGUCGCUGCACGCCGCGCCGCCGCCGCCGCCGCCCGCCGCCGCGAUCCGCUCCGUGCCCGUCUCGCGCACGGAGGUGCCCCCCGACGACGAGCCCGCCUACUGCCCGCGCCCCCUGUACCAGUACAAGCCAUGCCAGCCCGCCGCGGCGGCCCGCUCCGACUACCACGUCACGCAGCUGCAGCCGUACUUCGAGAACGGCCGCGUCCACUACCGCUACAGCCCCUACGCCGGCGCGCCCGCGCCCUACCUGGGCCCCGACGCGGCCCUCUGCGAGCUGGACGCCGCCUACGGCGCCCUGCAGCUGCGGCCCCUGCACCGCCUGCCCAGCGCCGCCGCGCGGGACUGGGCGCUCCACCACCCCGCGCGGCCGCCGGGCAGGAGCCUGUACGGGGGCGCGGGCGGCGGCUACGCGGGGCUGCCCGCGCGCGCCCGGGCCGCGGCCGCCGGCUACUUCGCCGCCGACCCCGCCGAGGCCAAGGCCGCGGCCGCCUACGCCUCGUGGGACCUGGAGGACGUGGACAGGUACCGGCUGCAGUCCCUGCGCAGGGAGAGCCGCGCGCGGCAGAAGGCCAAGGGGCCCGUCGUGUCGCAGUACGACAACCUGGCGCCCGCCGGCCCCGGCCACGACGACCUGGGCGGCGGCGUCUACGUGGUCCACCUGCGCAGCAAGUCCGAUCCCGGGAAGACUGGACUCCUGUCGGUGGCCGAGGCCAAGGAGGGCCGGUCCGCCGCCGCCAAGGCCGUGAGCCCCCAAGGCGAGGAGCGCUUCUACCGCAAGCAUCCCGAGCCCGAGCUGGAGCGCGCGCACCCGCACGCGCACCCGCACCCGCACGCGCACCCGCACCCGCACCCGCACCCCGGCUACGGCAACGGGCCGGCCGAGAAGCCGGCGCUGCCGCAGAAGCAGAGCAGCCUGCGGGGCCGCAAGCCGGCCGAGGGGGGCUGCGGCCCGGCCGAGCCCCGGGCGCCCCAGGAUGCAAGCCAUAGGCCGCCGUGCGAGCCCAAGAACGGGCCCCCCCUCGCGCAGCCCCUGGACUUCGAGCCCGGCGGCCACCCCGGCGCGGGGGGCAAGUACGUCCCGCCGCCGCCGCCGCCGUCGUCGUCGUCGACCUUGGGCCACGAGGCUUUGACGUUGCGGCUGCACCCCAAGGAGGGCAGACCCUUCCGGGGGGAGCCCGAGCGGGCGCGCGCCGCCCCCCGGCCGGCCCCCGACAAGCACGCCCGGGACUGCUGCUACCCGGAGGAGGAGCCCCUGGCCCUGGCCGCCGGGCCGCCCCCGAAGCCCGAGCGGAGCCACAGCCUGAAACUGCACCCCGGCCCGGCCGCCGGGGACAGGGACAGGGACCCCGCGGGGCCCUACCACUACGCGGCCCACGGCAAGCGGCACGGGGCCGGCAGCGCGGCGGCGGUGGUCUCCCAGUACGACAACCUGGAGGGCUACCACUCCCUGCCCCAGCACCAGCACCCGCGGGUGGGCUUUGGGGGCGCCGCCGCCGCCGGCUUCCCCCACCCGCAGAGCAGGACCUACGCCACGGCGCUGGGCCAGGGGGCCUUCCUGCCCGCCGAGCUGGCCUUGCAGCGGCCCGAGGCGCAGGUCCACGCAGAAUGAGCCCCCCACUCCC
Molecule: messenger RNA, 6398 nt
Organism: Sorex fumeus (smoky shrew)
Lineage: Eukaryota; Metazoa; Chordata; Mammalia; Eulipotyphla; Soricidae
Gene: ARHGAP32
Product: Rho GTPase activating protein 32
Biological process (GO): small GTPase-mediated signal transduction
Cellular component (GO): actin cytoskeleton; cell cortex; fibrillar center
Molecular function (GO): GTPase activator activity; phosphatidylinositol phosphate binding; protein binding
Source: RefSeq, a predicted model, not a curated record